Messenger RNA from Leptidea sinapis, 1202 nucleotides. RefSeq lists its product as uncharacterized. NCBI's taxonomy places the organism in Eukaryota, Metazoa, Arthropoda, Insecta, Lepidoptera, Pieridae. The transcript is spliced from 8 exons. The coding region runs from base 119 to 1117 and encodes 332 amino acids. The record is from RefSeq and is a predicted model, not a curated record.
AAAUCAGUCAUGACUUUAAUUACACAAAUAAAUAACAUGAAUUGUUUUCAUCAAUAAUUCUAUAUAACAUAUACAUUUGUAAAUACUUAUUGAAUACAUAUUGAAAAAAGAAUCCAUUAUGCAAUCACCAAGUUGGAGAAGCGAUAGUGAUUGGAAAACUAGAUACAAGAAACUGUACAGCUCAAGAGGCUUGUGCCGAGCUAAAGAUGUACCGAUGCGCAUAUCGUUUAUGAGCAACGAACAGUCACCGUACGCGUCAUUGCUGAUGAAGUUACGAGCAAGCAGUCAAAGUUCCACGGAGUCAGAUCUAUCCAGCCCGCCGUGUUUCAUGUCGCUCAUGUCAUACAAAAGUGGAUGUACAUACCGCAGUAUGUCUCGGUCUGAUAAUUUGGGUGAAAAUGAUACACUUCUGUUGGACAUGGUUCGAUCACGAAGUCGGAAUACAAGUCAAAUACAUGAUGAAAUGACAGCUAAAGUAACCGGUGAAAAAUCUGAAGAACGCACAGAUGACAUCUGUAUGCACGGGCUCAGCCUGCCCUACCGCGGGACUGAGCGCAGCGUGUCACGUUCCCGUGUCUCUCGCAUGUCCACCCGCCGUGACAUGGAUAUACCUUCCAUUCUAGCGUUUACUGCUUCCGUCUCUGAACCGACCCCUUUGGAAAUACCUGCAUUCAAAAAAGCUACAUCACCCGACAAAGAAGAAAUACCGAAGUGGUCUAUUCGAAGAUCAGUGUGCCCUGUGUGUUCUCAGAAGUGGAGAGAUAGGAGUACCGUAAAGAAAAUUAAAUAUUCAGGAUUAAAACGAAAUCCAUCAAUGGAUCUGCCCUCCAUAAUAGCUCCGGCACGUGUGAGAACUGCUGUGGAUACUGCAUUCUCACCUCGACCUGUCCCAUUGGCGUUUGACGAAAAAGGCUUCAGUAAUCGUAGUUUCCGCAACAGAAGUAACUCCUGGCUAUUAACGCGAGCCCGAAGAUUCCGAGCACCGAAAUCUGUAAACCCACCACCAGAAGCCACAGCCCCACCGAGCUCUAUUGCCCCUCUAGCUCGGAAAGACUUAGACCUUCGCGUAUCUCGAUUUCUGUCCGACGAAUUUCGAUCAUUUUCAGAAAAUAUUUAGAAAUUAACGUUUUAACGGAAAUGGAAUUUAUACUUUGCCAAACAUUCACACUCAUAUUCAAAGAAUAAAUUUAUAACCCACGUGA